Pomacea canaliculata is the source of this 3064-nucleotide messenger RNA. Its product is annotated as aminopeptidase B-like. The record is from RefSeq and is a predicted model, not a curated record. Gene Ontology annotation, molecular function: zinc ion binding; metalloaminopeptidase activity. Bases 218 to 2095 code for a protein of 625 amino acids. The transcript has 15 exons. Gene Ontology annotation, biological process: proteolysis. NCBI's taxonomy places the organism in Eukaryota, Metazoa, Mollusca, Gastropoda, Architaenioglossa, Ampullariidae.
UUCUGAAGAAGUCUGUCGAUAUCCGCCCACUUCACUGUGCAGUGGACUGGGAAAACGGAAUAUUUGGUGUAUGUCAAAUUGUGUCAGUCUUAGUUGCAAAAAAAAAAAAAAGCUUUUAUUUAAACAGCUACCCUUAGUAUGCACAGCUGUAACUGCCUGUAACUCACCAAAUCAGUUGUAACUGGCUGCAAUCCACCAAGUCAGAUGAACUUGAAAAAUGGCAGAGCUACAUUCUGAUUCAGUCAUAGAUGUUGCCACAUCAUCAAAUUUUCGUCAGCUGCGCACCAGGAAUAUUCACCUUGAUUUGGAUGUCAAUUUUAGUACCAAGACUAUAACUGGAUCACAAAAGAUCACUUUUGAUGUUCUUCAAGAUGAUGUUCAAGAAGUGCUGCUUGAUGUCCACGAAACAUUGGUCCUGAGUGGAGUGACGAUGAUACCUUCAGGUCAGAAGCUUAAUUUUGCCAUCAGGCCAUUCACAGGCUACGGCUCCACCUUAAGCAUAAAGCUUCCUGUUGAUGUGCUGAAAGGAGGUGAACUCUGCCUGCUAAUAAAUUUUGUGGCUGGUAAUGGACCAGGCAUUGUUUGGCUUGACCCACCGCAAACAGCUGGAAAAAAGAAACCAUACCUUUACACCCAGGGUCAGGCAGUUCUGAAUCGAUCCUUCUUCCCUUGUCAAGACACACCUGCUGUUAAAUCACCAUACUCUGCAAAUGUCAAGGUGCCAUCAGGCUUCACAGCUGUGAUGAGUGCAAGCAGCAGCAGUCGGAAUGAUGAUGGUAGAUUUCAUUUCUCACUGAACCAGCCCAUUCCAUCGUAUCUGGUGGCAUUAGCUGUUGGGGAUCUUGUUUCAGCUGGAAUAGGACCUCGAAGCCUCGUAUGGGCAGAACCAUGCAUGCUGGAGGCUGCAAAGGCUGAGUUUGAUGGAGAAGUGGAGAAGUUUCUGUCUACAGGGGAGCAACUGUUCGGUCCGUAUCAAUGGAAACGCUAUGACCUCCUCAUCAUGCCACCUUCCUUCCCUUUUGGUGGAAUGGAAAACCCAUGUUUGACAUUUGUCACCCCUUGCAUUGUGGCUGGUGACAAGUCAUUGACAGAUGUGGUCAUUCAUGAAAUUAGUCAUAGUUGGUUUGGUAACUUGGUGACUAAUGCAAACUGGAGCGAGUUCUGGUUGAAUGAGGGCUUCACAAUGUUUGCACAACGGCGAAUUGCUGAGACGCUGUUUGGGCGACCCAAAAUGUGUCUGGAGGCAGCCACAGGGCAGGCAUUGUUGAAACAGCAUAUGGAAACCACUGGCAUGGAUCAUCCUCUCAACAAACUCCGAGUCGUUAUUGAGCCUGGAGUAGAUCCAGAUGACACAUACAAUGAAACGCCAUAUGAGAAGGGUUUUGCCUGCGUCUCCUACCUUCAGAUGUUGGCUGGAAGCACACAAAAAUUUGAUGACUUUCUUAAAGCAUACAUAGCUAAAUUUCAGUUCAAGAGUGUGGUGGCUGAGGAUAUGUUUGACUUCUACCUGGAUUACUUUCCUCAACUAAGAGAACAUCUAAGGCUACAAAACAUAGCUGAAGGGGAGGGGUUUGAAUUCCAGCGAUGGCUACAUGCCCCAGGAUGGCCACCAUACACUCCUGACUUAUCUGCUGGUCAUGAACUCAUAAAUCCCCCAGAGGCAUUCUGCAAAAACAUCAUGAAGCAGGAUCCAAGCAGUUGGCCUGACAUUGAAGAAUGGACAGUUUACCAAGUGCUUCAUUUCUUGGACAAACUGUUUGAAGUAGAUGGCCUCCCAGCAGAGCGAUUGCAACAGUUAGGGAAGGCCUAUCCCAGGAUAUCUGCUGCCAAAAAUGCAGAGGUUCGGUUUCGAUGGUGCAAACUCGUUGCCAAGAACAAUCACCAAGAGGCUUUUCCAGAUAUCAGAGAUUUCCUUCACAGUCAAGGAAAACAGAAGUACACAAAACCAAUGUAUCAAGUGCUUGUUGAAGGUUCUAAGAUUUCGAGACAACUUGCAGUGGACGUUUUUCAAGAAACUUCCAACAUGCUUCACAUAAAUGUCCGUAAUUAUGUGAUGGAAAUUCUCCAGAAUGAGGGUCUUGAAUAUAAUGUGUAGCCUACUGUGUAAUGUUAACAGGCAUCUGCACAGGCCUUGGCAAUGCAAAUAAUGCUCAUUUUAAAAUCACCUUUCAAUAUUUUAUUCUGUUAAUCAGCAGUUAAACAAAUAUAUGUGAAUCUUAUAGGUACCUCUCCCAAUAUUGAUGGGGAAAAACAUUCCAGUUUUCUUAAUAAUUUUGCAGUGUCUACAUUGUGAAAAGUAUUUACAAAAAAAAAAAAACUAAAUCAAGAGAGCAUGUUUCACGAGGACGUAGAGGACAAAGUAACACUGAAACCAACAGAUUAUGAUUAACAGAUGAUCAUCAUAAUGUUUAGUGCUCUGUUGGUUGGAGACAUUUUGUUAUGUGCUUUUGGACAGGCUGUUUCACCAAACUUUUUGUAAACUAUGACUAGCAUAAUUGAUAACUUAUUUUCUUUCUUUUAUAUAGUAUACCUGUGUAUGUGUAAUGUGUUUCAUGCUUGUAUAUAUAUAUUGUUUUCAUUUAUAUAAACCAAAGAGUAUGACUUCGAAAGUUAUUUGCCUGCCACUCAAAGGGCAUGAAACCAGUGAAUAUCUAUCAUCAAAGUUUGCAAACAAAAUGUAAGCCAAGGUUUGGCAAAGUAGGAUGGGAAGAUACGCUGCAUAUGUACAUUUAAAAUGUUUUUAGAACUACUUCUUGGACUUUCUUUUUAAAAAGUAUUCUUUAUUCUUGGAAUGCCCUACCUUUCUGUUCAGUACAUUUAAAACAUAUCUCUUUCCAAAAUACUUAUUGUAAUCAGUAUAUUGUUACAUUCUCUAUCUUCUCUAUGUGUUGCUCCAUAUCCUGACAAUGUUUGCUGUGCACGUUGUGUAUAGAUGUUUGCCUGACUGUGAUGUCCUUCUCUGUCUUAUGGAAUCAUUACCUACUAUGCCCCUUGUAUCUUGUAAAGCACACUGAUAUGCAAGGGAAGAGAAGUUCGUAUAAUAAAAGAUAAUAUCAGCUUUUCA